CGCGUCACGGAAGCCCUUCAGAUCUCGCUGCGACUAGAUAACACUAGAUGCUUCGUUAACUACCGUGUUUUCAACAGACUGUCUACAUGGACUGCUCUCCAGACGUCCCAAAAUUCACUGUUAAUCCGGGUCCCCCCUGCUUCACGCCGCUCCGGGUAGCAAGGCCCAACCCCUUCACGCUGUCACAUCACUUCCGCCAUCGACUCUCAGCAAGCAAGAUGUCGGAAGAUUCCGAGGCUGUGCUGCAGCUCCCUGCGGCUCCGGCCGCGGCCGGCGGCGAGAGCCUUUCGGAGCUCUCCCCGGAAACAGCCACCCCAGAGCCCCCGUCUUCGGCUGCAGUUUCGCCCGGUACGGAGGAACCUCCCGGAGACACCAAGAAAAAAAUUGACAUCCUGCUAAAGGCCGUAGGAGACACUCCUAUAAUGAAAACAAAGAAAUGGGCUGUGGAGCGAACCCGGACCAUCCAGGGACUCAUUGACUUCAUCAAAAAGUUCCUUAAACUGGUGGCCUCAGAACAGUUGUUUAUUUAUGUGAAUCAGUCCUUUGCCCCUUCCCCAGAUCAAGAGGUUGGAACUCUAUAUGAGUGUUUUGGCAGUGAUGGUAAGCUGGUCCUACAUUACUGCAAAUCCCAGGCAUGGGGGUGAGCCACAAAUGAACAACUGGAUGUUUUCACAGAAGAAAGAAAUGCAGAGAAGUUUCAGUGCUGUGGGAAGAGACUUACUAUCAAAUACUCAGCAUGACUCUGUUAUGACUUGUGUUUAUGUGUAAGAAAACAUCAUAGAGUAAAUAGACUAACGAAUGAGAUUUGUGUUACCAUGAGAUUACCAUGAGAGAUUGCCAUUAGAGUGUGCCCAGGACUCCCUCCCACACACUCCUGUUCCAGGUUCAGAAAGGAGACUGGAAUUGUAUUUGGAUUGAAGGUCUCAGGAUGACUGAAGUUAUUUACUUUGGGGAUUGGCACUGUGUUGAUUCCAUGAUAAAAAACUAAUUUACUGAAGAGUUUGUAUUUUGAGGUAAUUUUAAACCUCUGUUUGGGAUGUAGCAUGUUUACAUUUAUCUGUGUUACUUUGUAAAACAAAGUGCACUGAUCUAAGUUGUCCAGUAGAGGGCAGUCAGUUGGCAAACCGGCUAGACAGUUUUCACAGCUUUGCCAGGCGACUGCAGGAAAGACUGUUGAAGCUAAUUUCUAGUUACUGUGUAAUCCGGAAAGCAGCUGUGUUGACACUGGAGAAUGUACUUAGUUUACAGAUUGUGAGCAGAGGAGCCUCAGCUCUUCCGUCCUGUUGUUUGUGGUUCCUGAGCCUCGUCCAGGGCACUGAUCCACACCUACAGUCUCAGUGUCAGGAAACCUGAGCAGGAGGGCUGCACAGGAGUCCACAGCUAGAUUGGACUGCAAAGGAGCUUCUCCCAACAAGAUUCUAGAGCCCUACCCAGUGUGUGCCCAUUGUCACUUCUGUGUCAGGAGAGCUGACUUGGGAAACCAAGCAGCACCAAGUUCCCCAUUUCCUCCCAACCCUCACUUCUCAUCUCUGUGUACUUUAGUUUAUAUUUUUGCAGGCUUAGGGAUCAUUCCCCUUGCCGUGUGCACUCAAGGACAGGCUCUGCUGAGCUGCAUCUCCAGCAUUCAUUGAGUGUUCAAAAUAUGUUUUCCAAAUUGAAAGUAUUUGGAGCUAGUGAUUGAAAAAUAGUGUCCAAUUGUAUGUGUAUUUCAUGCCGCCACAAAAAAAGAGAGUGAGUGUCACUGGCGAAGUCAGCCUGGCCAUUGCCUGAGCUAACAUUUCACCUUACAUAUUUUAUCUCAAACUUUUUUUUGAGAUUGGGUCUCACUGUGUAGAUCUGCCUAGCCUAGAACUCCCAGAGAUCAGUGUGUCUGUCUGUGCCGCCUAAGUGCUGGGACUGAAGGGAUAGACCACCUCACCCAGCUCCGUAGGAGUCUUAAAGAUUUCCAACAGAAGUACUCAUGGCAGCGAACCUAGCAUUGAGGAAAUUGAGACAAGAUGAUUGAAAGUAUAAGACUGUGGGCUACAGAGUAAGAUUGUCUCAAAAAAAAAAAAAAAAAAAAAAAAAAAAAAAAACCCAUGAAGUUAACUCCUGGAAAAAAAUUCCAAUAAGUGGCAUGUCUAAAGAGGAUUACAGGUCUGAAGUGUGUAGAAAUGUAUUUUUUAUCAGAAGAAAAACCUUGAAGACCUGAAAUGCUACCCUUUUGUUGUUGAUGAUGUUGUUGUUGUUGUUCUGCUUUUGAGAUUGGCUGUGUCACUCUGGCUGACCUGCCUCAGGCUCCUGGGCACCAGGCUUACAAUUGUGCACCACCGCACUUGGCUCAUCUUAACUCUUAAGCCCUAGAGUGUGCUGUAGAGUAGUCCUCAGCCCGUGCCCGAGGAAGCCUCUGUGGGACUGCACGGUACAGUGCCAGUCACUUCUGCCCACGAAUGUACAUUUUGCACAUCCCCUUUCCUAGCACCCCUUGCUGAGUUCAUGCAGGCACUAUGGACAGUGAGUUAUGCACAGUACAAGCUUAGGAAAACCCCUUACAUUUUGAAAUCUGGGACGUAUUGAUUUAUGAACAAUGUCAGUUGGAAAGGGAAAAGAUCUGCUCUAGCUUUGCCUGGUAAGAGGUGACUGAGAGAACAUAAUAGUAGAUAUUUAACAGCAGAAAUAUGUUGAAUUUAUUGUUGGCUGUUAUUCAUUUGAGAUGACAGAAUGCUUAUUACCUCUAUGAAAUCAAAAAUAAACUUGAAUUUGAAUUUGUAA
Apodemus sylvaticus (European woodmouse) is the source of this 2751-nucleotide messenger RNA. RefSeq names its product autophagy related 12 (gene Atg12). The coding region runs from base 87 to 644 and encodes 185 amino acids. The transcript is spliced from 4 exons. The record is from RefSeq and is a predicted model, not a curated record. Gene Ontology annotation, biological process: nucleophagy; autophagy of mitochondrion; C-terminal protein lipidation. Gene Ontology annotation, cellular component: cytoplasm; Atg12-Atg5-Atg16 complex; phagophore assembly site membrane. Lineage: Eukaryota; Metazoa; Chordata; Mammalia; Rodentia; Muridae.